UCGUGAAUAGUGGGGGUGGGGUGGGGGUGGAGCCCUUUAAACCCACAGCUGUUCUCGCCGAGCCUCGCACGGCACUCAACCGCCCAACUCUCUUGCACGAUUUUACUGCUAAAGCGGUUGUCGUUUAUGGGUGCCGAUUAACCAUUAGUUUGUUAUCGACGUGUUUGUUCGGUGGCGAAUAAGUUAUCGUAUGGAAACCACCACCCCCACCGAUCAGAGUUAGCGACUCAAUCGUCGUAUGCGAAGCGAAUUUGCGCGUUAUCUGAAAUCGCCACACGCGGGAAUUUUGUUUAAAAAAAUUUUUGUUUAUCAAUUCGCCCGCGAUAUCGCCUCAAAAAAAAGGCACAAGGAGGAAGCUGAUUAAGGAGCAUGCCGGAGGUACGGGACAUCAUGGACGCCCUCCCCGGCGAAAGCGAGGAGCCCAUCGCAGCCCUCGGCGUCAUCUCCUGCCCAUCGAGCGUGCCGCUCGGCUACAGCGUGAUCGCUCGCACGAUGGAGGGCUCCGACGCAGACCUGUGGAAAGACGGACUGUUCCGUGCAAAGACGAGCCGUUACCUGUGCUACACGCGCCUCCGCCCUCACAGCAACGGUUACCCAAGUAACGUGUUGGCCGAUCUGAAGCUCCUCGGAGAGAAGGAGACGCUGCCCCAAGGAUUCUUUGCCCUGUCCGAGACGCUGGACACAAAUGAGCCAGCGCUGAAGAAGAAGCGUCUGUGCGUCCAGCUCAUCCCUCGCGAGUCCACGGAGGCGGCCAUCACGGACAUCAUCGUGAGCGGCAAGCCGAAGCAGAUCCCGUCACAGUACACCUGCAUCGGGGAGACCAACGGGAUGCGGAUCUGGUACCGCAUGGGCCGGGUUCCCAAGGUCGUGCCGGCUCCCGCGAGGAAGGAGGUGGCCAUGGGGACGACGAGCGAGGCCACAGCGGCGGUAUCGGCGGCACUCCUACAGCAGUCGACACCUCACCCCAACCUGCCACAUCAGAAGUCUCUGACCCUGCCGUCGAGUUUCAAGAAGGGUCUCGCCCUGUCCAUGGGACACACUCAGCGCAACGGUGGGGACAACAUCUACGGCAUAACCGCGAUAGACGGGGUCCCCUUUGUCCUGAGCGAGAAGUACGACACGUCCUCCAGACACGCUCACGGGAUGGACAUAUCGUCCAUCGUCAUAAAGUCCAUCGUCGACAUCGAGACUGAAUACGAGUACAGCUUCGUGACGGAACGAAAUGCGGUCUCGCAGUCGCCGGCAGCCUGCAGCUGAGGGGGGGGGGGGGGGCUGCCCACGACUCCCGGCGCCCGCGGUCUCCGACCAAACCCGCCGCCGAAACCUCGUCGCAGCAGAAGGAAAGGUGCCCAACCUCGUCAUCCCAGGCGCGGCGACGUGUCCACUCCUCGUGGUUCUUUUCGCCCGAUCCGUUGGCGUGGGGGUUGGCGGGGCUCUGGAGCCACAGCCGGCCGGCUGCUUUCAAGCGACAAGAUCAUUCUUCCGGGACGAGCUGUCGGAACGAGAAGAUCGGGGAAGUUGACUCCCGAAGUCGGUUGCGUCUCUCGCUCGCAACGGACGCGCGUGCGGACGUGGGCACCGCGCGUACGGACGAACGGACACGCGCAAACGAACGCACGUACGGAACGAACGCACGUACGCUCAGACGUACACAGCGCGUGCGUGCGUACGUACAAACGCACACGCGCGAACAUACGCAGGGGACGCGCGUACGUACGAACGCUCGUACGCGCGGCGCGGCGGACGAACGCGCAGAACGGUUCUGCGGCGAGCCUGCCGAAUUCCGCGUCGCCCGUCUCGUUUUUGAUUUUCGUUUUUUUGUUUUAAUCCGAUUUUUAAAUCGCCGGCCUUUGUCGCGACAGCGUUAAAACCCAGAAAACGUAACGAUACUAAACCGAGGCGCCGUGAUUGUAAUCACGUCGCCACGGCGAGCGGCGGCGACAAAUUUACGCGGUUGCAUAAUUUAAUUUAAUUUCACUUUUUGCCAAAUUGGCGGCGAGUUCACGGAGGUCUCCCCGACCCACGCCGCCCGACGCGGCUGCCGAAAGUUUCCCGCUUCGACGAGCCUCGGCGACGGUCGCCUCCGACCUUAUCGCGUGCCGCUCGUGUAACGCGUGCCGCUCGCCUUUGCCGCGUCAGACGUUUCGCCCCGCACGUCCUGGGAGCGCACCUUCAGGAAAUCGGUUAGUAAUAAUAGUAGUAGUAGUAACGCUUUCAUUUUAUGUAGCGUCAAUUGUGCCAGUUGCGUCCCAUAAUGCAGUGCAAGGACCGAACCCAUAUCCGGCCGCGUAGCCGUUGGCGCGCACUCGUUCACUCGCUGCAGUGUCUGACACACCCGCUCGCCAAGUCUAACACUCCCCUGCACACUCGUGUACACACUCCCUCUCAACACCUACUCGCUCGCUCUCCUCUCAAUCCACACACUCUUUUUCACACGCGCGCUCACCCGCUCACCGUUCACACGCUCACUUGCAAACUCACUCACACACUUUCACACACGCACACACACACACAAACGCAUGCUCUUCUUACUCAUUCACCGUUUCACCCAGUCACUCGCUCAACUCAUUCGCUCGCACUGAUUCACACACCGAUUCACACACCGACUCACGCACCGAUUCACACACCGAUUCACACACAGACUCACGCACUGACUCACGCACCGACUCACACGCAACAGUUGAUUUCCUGAAGAAACUCCCGCAGCGUGCACACGUUUGUAAAUGUUCUUGGUUUUCCUGUUAUCGCGAUGAUGAUGUUUUAUGCAAAAAUACUGUACGUGAUUUUUGAUGGAAGGAGGGCGGCAGGGGGGUGGGGGGGGAGGUUGUGAGUUGAGUGAGCAUGCUCGGUAAUUUUACUGUGAAACUAAAACUGAACUGCUUUUAAUUUGACCAGGUAAGGCCCACUGAGGUUUUGGGUUCGAUCCCGGACUCCUGACGCCUCCUGCUGCUGCUGUAUAUUUGGAGUUUGCGUGUCUCUCCCUCUCUCUCUUCCCGUGCUCGCGUGGAUUUUUUUUUCCGGGUCCUCCGUUUUUUUUUCUUCCCCCUUCCACGUUUUAGAAUCGACGUCACGACGCGCUCAGAGUGUUUGGCGACCGCUAAACAUUUCCACGCGACGAUGACGAUGAGCCACAGCUUCGUUGAGCUGACGUUUGUUAUAGCAAGGGUCGCCUUUCCCGAAGACGACGUUGUGGCCCAGUGGGGCCUUAGCUGGUAAAAAUUAAAUAGCAAAAAAAAUGUCUCGUUUAGUUUUAGAGUCUGGAUAGUGCUUUGGAUGGGUGGACCACCCAGCAUCACAGGUGCUAUAGGCUUUGGGGUUACAUUAGCGGACGAUAGAGGGCAGUGCUAGCCACAUUAAUAGUGCUGCUUUAUGCCUCUCCCGUCCUAUGCUCCCACACCUUAACUGGCCCGCACUGACCAUUGUGGUGAAGUAUGGUCAAAUAUCCGCCCCCCCCCCCC
Petromyzon marinus (sea lamprey) is the source of this 3458-nucleotide messenger RNA. Its product is annotated as multivesicular body subunit 12B-like. Gene Ontology annotation, cellular component: late endosome; ESCRT I complex. Gene Ontology annotation, biological process: virus maturation; viral budding; regulation of epidermal growth factor receptor signaling pathway. The record is from RefSeq and is a predicted model, not a curated record. Lineage: Eukaryota; Metazoa; Chordata; Hyperoartia; Petromyzontiformes; Petromyzontidae.